Trichobilharzia szidati is the source of this 414-nucleotide messenger RNA. NCBI's taxonomy places the organism in Eukaryota, Metazoa, Platyhelminthes, Trematoda, Strigeidida, Schistosomatidae. The record is from the annotation of a GenBank genome assembly.
AUGACGACAUACAGAAACUUGAAGCAUUUAACACUGCAUUUUAUUUUAAUACUAUUAUAUAACUCAGUCAUUAAAAAUGGUGUACUCGGUCAACAAUCAGUGAUCAAUUAUGGUUAUUAUUCAGAUCAAAUUAUACCUGGAGCCGGUGAAUAUGGAUUAUUAACUCCGGGUUUAGUAAAUUUACCAGAUAAACAAUUCAAUUUUACUGCAUCAAAUCCACAAGAACCAUCACCGAUAUCUGCAAUUUCUUUGGCUAUUGUCUUUGAUUCAACUGGUUCAAUGGGAAAUGAUUUAAAACAAGUGAAAGUUGGAUCUAGGCGUAUUUUACAAAGACAUUUACAACGUGGUGAAGCGAAUUAUAUUAAAGAUUUCGUCUUAGUUAAAGUGCAUGAUCCAGGCAAGUUGAUUAUUUAA